AUGUGUAUCGAUGAGCAGUUUUCGCCUUCGGUAAAAUUUGCCACAUCACUACUAGGCCUCGUUCAAAGCGUUCUCUGUUCAAGAAAGGUCAACCUCAAUGCAGCUGUUAACACUUACACUGAUGAUCUCCCGUCCCCUGAGUUGCUCGAAAUGGAACUUACGCGAUGGAGAAGUCGAUACUUAGCAAUGAAACCGCAAUUAAGGCCAGCUUCACCUGCUGUGGCAAUCAAAGAUUGUAAUGCUGCCCUCUUUCCAAAUAUUAGCAUUCUUCUCCAAAUUGCCUGCACAAUUCCAGUCACCGCUCUUGCGAAUGCGAACGAAGCGCAAGCACAUUGCGACGACUGCCGGAAUAACUACAUGCGUGCAUCGAUGGGAAAAGAUCGCUUGUCCCAUCUUGCGCUUUUGCACAUUUACUACACUACCCCUGUGGACUUGGACACUGUGGUGGACUGUUAA
This is a messenger RNA of Stylophora pistillata, 456 nucleotides long. Its product is annotated as 52 kDa repressor of the inhibitor of the protein kinase-like. Lineage: Eukaryota; Metazoa; Cnidaria; Anthozoa; Scleractinia; Pocilloporidae. The record is from RefSeq and is a predicted model, not a curated record.